Ochotona curzoniae (black-lipped pika) is the source of this 420-nucleotide messenger RNA. RefSeq names its product mitochondrial coiled-coil domain 1 (gene MCCD1). NCBI's taxonomy places the organism in Eukaryota, Metazoa, Chordata, Mammalia, Lagomorpha, Ochotonidae. The record is from RefSeq and is a predicted model, not a curated record.
AUGGUCCUCCCUCAGCCCUGGCUCUUGCUGCUGCCUUCACCUCUUCCUGCCCUCCUGGUCCUUGGCAUCCCAGGGUCCCCAGGGCACUGCUCCCAGAAUCCUAAACCAACACGGGAAGAACAGACCAGCUCCAUACACAGCGGGAAGUCAUUACACAGGCUGAGUAGCACAAAGCAUGGGGACAGAGAGCACGGAAGGGAUCGGUCUCAGCGCACCCUACAGUUCCCCAGUCCUUUGCACCAAGCUCUAGUUGUAGGGCGGGAAGGGGCGUGGCGCCAGGCCCUGGUGUUCAUGAUCCAGAGGCUGAAGGAAAUGACAGUGAGAAAGCCUGGGAGAAGACACCUGAGCCAGUUCCUCUUCAACCUCCAACAUUGGAGAGCCCACACACCACCCCAGCAGCCCUCCCGUGCCAUGAGGUGA